AUGGCUGCAGAAUCUUUGGCUAGAUCGUCCAUCCCGGCUUUGGGUUCCGUCACCCGUGCACAAACUGAGUUUUCACAAGAUGGUGAAGUGUCCAACCAGACCGAGAAUCAAUGCUCUAUCAGCAAUGAAUCUCCGGUAAAUUUGAAAAAUGACGAUGGACCAGCAGCUAACAAAAAAAUACAAGUUAAUGACAAGAUGGAUCUCGAUCCACGACCUGCUCCCCCCAAAGUUAGCGUUGAAGAAUCGUCCACCACCAACGCACAAUCGAGCAAACGAGCAGCACAUCCGGUCGAUGAGGGAAGAGGAGCACCAAAACCGAUAUCGGAAUAUCCUAAUACCAUUCAUAAAGCACCAAAAUUCACUGACACGGCCAAAUACAUUCCUGGAAAGACAACUCGAGAUGAUGGUGAAAUUUGUGGUUAUCAAGCCAUAGAAGCCAAGAAGGGACCUGUUAGAUACUGCUUUGCAGUCAUGACAGUUUCCGAAGGCCUUUUACGAGGAGGACUUCGUCCCAGUGCUGAAGUUGUACAAGACGUAAGAAAUAGCUACCUUCAAUCCAAAGCAGUCACAAAAGGUUGGAGACGCCCUAGUGGAUAA
Aspergillus wentii DTO 134E9 is the source of this 597-nucleotide messenger RNA. RefSeq lists its product as uncharacterized. The record is from RefSeq and is a predicted model, not a curated record. NCBI's taxonomy places the organism in Eukaryota, Fungi, Ascomycota, Eurotiomycetes, Eurotiales, Aspergillaceae. Bases 1 to 597 code for a protein of 198 amino acids. The transcript has a single exon.